AUGGCGGACGACGACGUGCUCUUCGAAGAUGUCUACGAGCUCUGCGAGGUGAUCGGGAAGGGUCCGUUCAGCGUUGUGAGGAGAUGCAUCAACAGAGAGACGGGGCAGCAGUUUGCCGUCAAAAUUGUGGAUGUCGCUCAGUUCACCUCCAGUCCAGGACUCAGCACAGAGGACCUGAAGAGGGAGGCCAGCAUUUGCCACAUGCUGAAACACCCGCACAUCGUGGAGCUGCUUGAGACUUACAGUUCCGAUGGGAUGCUCUACAUGGUCUUUGAAUUCAUGGAUGGAGCAGACCUGUGCUUUGAGAUCGUCAAGAGGGCAGAUGCCGGUUUUGUCUACAGCGAAGCGGUGGCCAGUCACUACAUGAGACAGAUCCUGGAGGCGCUGCGUUACUGCCAUGACAACAACGUCAUCCACAGGGAUGUCAAGCCUCACUGCGUGCUGCUGGCGUCCAAGGAGAAUUCUGCUCCCGUCAAAUUAGGAGGAUUCGGAGUGGCGAUCCAGUUGGGAGAAUCUGGAUUGGUGGCUGGAGGUCGUGUAGGAACGCCGCACUUCAUGGCGCCCGAGGUGGUGAAGAGGGAGCCGUAUGGAAAACCCGUGGACGUGUGGGGCUGCGGCGUCAUCCUCUUUAUCCUCCUGUCAGGGUGUCUGCCCUUCUACGGUACCAAAGAGCGUCUUUUCGAAGCGAUCUGCAAGGGGAAAUACAAGGUAAGGACAUUAAACAAGAUGAACCCGCGGCAGUGGAGUCAAAUCUCGGAGAGCGCUAAAGAUCUGGUGCGGCGCAUGCUGAUGCUCGAUCCCGCCGAGAGGAUCACCGUUUACGAGGCCCUCAACCAUCCUUGGCUCAAGGAGAGGGACCGCUAUGCCUACAAGAUCCACUUGCCAGAGACUGUGGAGCAACUCAGAAAGUUUAAUGCCAGGAGGAAGUUAAAGGGAGCCGUGCUGGCAGCGGUUUCCAGUCACAAGUUUAAUUCCUACUAUGGAGACCCCCCUGAGGAACUCCACGACUUCUCAGAUGACCCCACCUCCUCAGGAGCUGUGUCUCAGGUGUUGGACAGUUUAGAAGAGAUCCACGCGUUGACAGACUGCAGCGAAAAGGAUCUGGACUUUCUCCACAGUGUUUUCCAGGACCAACAUUUACACACACUGCUCGACCUCUACGAUAAGAUCAACACCAAGUCGUCCCCGCAGAUCAGGAAUCCGUCCAGUGACGGAGUGCAGAGAGCAAAGGAGGUAUUGGAAGAGAUCUCUUGCUACCCGGAGAACCACGACGCCAAAGAACUCAGACGGAUACUGACUCAGCCACAUUUCAUGGCGUUGCUGCAGGCCCACGACGUGGUGGCGCAUGAAGUCUACAGCGACGAGGCGCUGAGGGUGACGCCGCCGCCUACUUCGCCCUACCUGAAUGGCGACUCGCCCGAAAGCACCAACGGAGACAUGGACCUGGAAAACGUCACCAGGGUGCGCUUGGUGCAGUUCCAGAAGAACACGGAUGAGCCCAUGGGCAUAACGUUGAAAAUGAACGACUCCAACAACUGCAUCGUGGCCAGGAUCAUGCACGGUGGAAUGAUCCACAGACAAGGCACGUUGCAUGUCGGAGAUGAGAUCAGGGAGAUCAACGGCAUCAGCGUCGCCAACCAGACUGUCGAGCAGCUGCAGAAGAUGCUGAAGGAGAUGCGAGGCAGCAUCACAUUUAAAAUAGUGCCAAGUUACCGGACGCAGGGCUCCUCCUGUGAGAAAGAGUCCCCCACCACGUCCAGGCAAUCCCCUGCCAAUGGCCACUCCAGCAUUAACAGUUCUAUCUUGGACCUGCCGUCCACCAUCCAGCCCAAAGGUCGACAGAUCUACGUGAGGGCUCAGUUUGAGUACGACCCCUCCAAAGACGAGCUGAUCCCCUGCAAGGAGGCCGGCAUCCGCUUCCGCGUGGGCGACAUUAUCCAGAUCAUCUCCAAAGACGACCACAACUGGUGGCAGGGCAAGCUGGAGAACACCAAGAACGGCACGGCCGGCCUCAUCCCGUCACCCGAGCUACAAGAGUGGCGUGUGGCAUGCAUGGCCAUGGAGAAGACCAAGCAGGAGCAACAGGCCAGCUGCACUUGGUUCGGCAAGAAGAAGAAGCAGUACAAAGACAAGUAUUUGGCCAAGCACAAUGCAGUGUUUGACCAAUUAGAUUUGGUGACGUACGAAGAAGUGGUCAAGCUGCCCGCCUUCAAGAGAAAAACGCUUGUAUUGUUAGGUGCUCAUGGCGUCGGCAGGAGACACAUCAAGAACACCCUCAUUACCAAACACCCCGACAGAUUCGCCUACCCCAUCCCACACACAACGAGACCCCCCAAGAAGGACGAGGAGAACGGAAAAAACUACUACUUCGUAUCGCACGAUCAGAUGAUGCAGGACAUCAGCAACAACGAGUACCUGGAGUACGGCAGCCACGAGGACGCCAUGUACGGCACGCGCCUGGAGACCAUUCGCAAGAUCCACCAGCAGGGAUUGGUCGCCAUCCUGGACGUCGAGCCUCAGGCACUGAAAGUCCUCCGCACUGCCGAGUUUGCGCCAUACGUGGUCUUCAUCGCCGCGCCGACCGUCACGCCGGGCAUCGACGAGGACGAGUCCUUGCAGCGUCUCCAGAAGGAGUCGGAGAUCCUGCAGAAGUCUUACGCUCACUACUUCGACCAGACCAUCAUCAACAACGAGAUCGACGACACCAUCGGUCACCUGGAGGAGGCAGUGGAGCUGGUUUGCAAUAGCGGCCAAUGGGUGCCCGUCUCCUGGGUCUACUGA
Molecule: messenger RNA, 2781 nt
Organism: Nerophis lumbriciformis (worm pipefish)
Lineage: Eukaryota; Metazoa; Chordata; Actinopteri; Syngnathiformes; Syngnathidae
Source: RefSeq, a predicted model, not a curated record